Lacerta agilis (Sand lizard) is the source of this 607-nucleotide messenger RNA. RefSeq names its product transmembrane protein 88 (gene TMEM88). Gene Ontology annotation, molecular function: PDZ domain binding. Gene Ontology annotation, cellular component: plasma membrane. The record is from RefSeq and is a predicted model, not a curated record. Gene Ontology annotation, biological process: negative regulation of canonical Wnt signaling pathway. Bases 51 to 593 code for a protein of 180 amino acids. NCBI's taxonomy places the organism in Eukaryota, Metazoa, Chordata, Lepidosauria, Squamata, Lacertidae. The transcript is spliced from 2 exons.
GCGUCUCUGCUUGGAACGGUGUUGCAAGAGUUGGGGAUCCGCAGCCUGAGAUGAUGGGCCUGGACACUCGCUCGCAGAAAGCCGUGUCGGGGUCCCUGGAACACGAGGGCGGGGCGGGGGUCUCCCCGCUGCCGCCCCCUCCCUAUGGCGGGGAAGGGGCCUUGGAGCUGCGGGGGUCUCUGGACUGCUGGGCUUGUGCUGUGCUAGUCACUGUCCAGAACCUGCUGGUCGGGGGCCUCAACGUCCUCUUCGUGGCCGUCAUAUUUGGGCUGAUCCUGCUCCCGGCCGGGGUGCUGCUGGGGUUCGGGUUCCUGUGCCAUUCCAAGUUCUUACACACCCAGGAGCCCUACUGCACGGCCCACCUGAACGACGCUUCCUCCGUGGCUCUCCUGGUGGUGGGCUUCACCCUCCUGGUGCCUCUCCUGGUCUUGGCGCUGGCUGCCUACUGCCGCCUGGCCCGCAGGCUCCAGCUGGGCUACUGCCUCGUCCCCUACAGCAAGGCCGUCUACAAGAACCUGCCCGCGUCCCACUACCACAGCUCCGGCUGCUGCUGCAGCCAGGAUUUCGAGCCAGUGGAGAAAGUCUGGGUUUGAGGAGGGAGUGGGGC